Rhincodon typus (whale shark) is the source of this 4212-nucleotide messenger RNA. It is a transcript of the gene ints10, whose product is annotated as integrator complex subunit 10. Bases 23 to 1495 code for a protein of 490 amino acids. Lineage: Eukaryota; Metazoa; Chordata; Chondrichthyes; Orectolobiformes; Rhincodontidae. The record is from RefSeq and is a predicted model, not a curated record. The transcript is spliced from 12 exons. Gene Ontology annotation, biological process: snRNA processing. Gene Ontology annotation, cellular component: integrator complex.
UUCCAGUAGCCUCCUUGCACGCAUGUCAGGUUUAGUGCGUCUGCGCACUGGGACAGUGCUCGGUGGCGGAAUCAUGGCGGCGCAGGUGGACUGCGAAUUUCUGGUGAAGAAAGCUCGAGAUUUAGUGGCGGAGGAUCCAUGGGCCGCCAAAGCAUGGCUCAUUACCGCCAGGACUUUGUACCCUACGGAUUUCGGGAUUCAGUAUGAAAUGUACAUGAUUGAACGAAAUGCUGAGAGAACGGCUUCAGCUGGAAGACUUCUUUAUGACAUGUUUGUAAAUUUCCCUGAUCAACCAAUGGUAUGGAGAGAAAUAAAUGUUAUUACAGCAGCACUGCGUAAUGAUACCCAGGACAAGCAAACACAGUUUUUACGAGGUUUGUUUGAGACCCUUCCAGGUCGAAUACAAUGUGAAAUGCUUCUUAAAGCCACAGAGCAAUGCUUCAACACGCUGGAGAGAGCAGAAAUGUUGUUGCUACUCUUGAGACGAUUCCCAGAAUCUGUGGUACAGCAUGGAGUCAGCCUUGGUGAAACACUAUUGGAAGCAGAAAACCUUGAUGAUCAAGACUCUCCAGUCAACUGUUUUAGGAAGUUAUUUGUAUGUGAUGUCCUUCCUCUAAUUAUUAAUAACCCUGAUGUGAGAUUACCUGCCAAUCUGUUAUAUCAGUAUCUCCACAAGGCAGCAGAGUUUUAUAUUGGUUACAUCACCAGAUCUCCUUCAUUGGAAGGCCAGCAUCAAGGUUCCCAAGACACAGCUGAUAUAAAAUCACCGACCAAACGAAGUACUCAGAAAUAUAUCAUAGAAGGUCUGACUGAGAAAUCAUCAUUGAUAAUGGAACCAUGGGACAGAUUGUUUGAAAUUAUGUCUGUUGUGGCAAUGAGGUGUGAGUGGCAGAUGGACAAAGCAAACAGGAACUGUGGUGAAAUUCUGCAUAGGAUGAAAGAUUUAUGCAGGUAUAUAAACAACUUUGAUGAUGAAGGUCACAGGAAGUAUAAGCAUCAAGUUGUUUAUUCUACACUGCUGAUUUUCUUCAAGAAUGCAUUCCAAUACGUCAGCAGUAUCCAGCCAUCUCUAUUUCAAGCAUCCAGUCCUUCUAGCAACCAAAUUCCCCUUAUUUUGUUGGAUGAUUUGUCAAAUAUCUAUGGUGAUGUGGAUAUCGAUAGAAGUAAACAUAUUCAUAAAAGGCGGAAACUUGGAGAAGGGAGGGAGAAAACACUGGUGAACAGUGUCCACACCACUGGGAAGCUUGUUCUUAACCAAUGGUGGCAGAAUUCUAGCCCUCCACUGGGGGUUCUUCCGCAGGAGUUCAAACUGCAGCCCAGCAGUCAGACAGCUGACAGACAUCACACUGUAACCCGAGGAAUUACAAAGGGUGUGAAAGAAGAUUUCCGAUUAGCUAUGGAGCGGCAGGUUUCUCGCUGUGGGGAAAAUCUCAUGGUUGUACUACAUAGAUUUUGCAUCAAUGAGAAGAUCAUAUUGCUUCAGACUUUAAUGUGACACACACAUCCAAAUCUUUUCCUUUUAGAAUACAUGGAUGUUUUUGCUGAUGUGCUGAACUACACUGCUCCUGUCUUAUGUAUUGUAAAGUUUGUUGUUGGAUUUUAUUCAUAAAUGAGUGUAUCAGAAUGGAACUUGAGACACAGACUUGAAAGGAUAGGUUGUAAUUCCACAGAAAAAUCGCUAAUGUAUUGAAUCGUUAAGUAAUCCAUUUUGAUGAAUGUUUGUAUUCAUUAAGAACAGAUUGCAGUGCUAAAGGACUAAAAUGUUUUGUUCCAUUUUUGGCCUUGAAUGUGUCAGCUUCAAACAUGCUGAGCAGACACAGAGUAGCUAUAUACAGCUGUAUAGAGAAAAACUCCCCAUACUCUUGGCGCAGCACUGUGCUUUACAUCUAGCCUUCAGUCUCAUAAAAACAUCUCCUGCACCAUUCUGCAAUUCCUCACUGCUGCACCAAGUUCUUGUGGGAUUCUGAGACUGCCAGAAUUUUGCAUUGUUUGAGGAUCUUGCACUGAUCAGAAACUGAGCUGAUAUUUGCUGAAGUAAUUUGACUUGGUCUUUUGCAACCACUGGAAAUGGAAGACUUUCAUCCUGUUUAUGACUAAAGGUUCCAAAUAAAAGGACAAUGCUGUCCCCUCAACCAUGUAAUAAUGGCAUACUGUGAGCAAGAAAUAAGCUUAAUCAAUUUUAAUUUCAACCUUCCACACAAAAAUAAAAUUUAGCACCUCUUAAAUUCAACAGGCCCAUAAUUUAUGGUGCAUCAGUUACACUUCCAGAAUUGUAUCAUUUCCAGACUCUAGUAUCUGCUGACAAUUGUGUUCAACCAGUAGUCAACGUGUUCCAGGCAGAAUACCUCAUCCUAAAUGAUUUCUGUCCAGUGGAGAUCAAUGUAUUUUCUUAAAGUUAGUAUCUAAGAUAAAUGACCUUUUCAAAAUAAAAACUAAAUGCUAGAAAAAUUCAGCAAAUCUAGCAGCAACUAUGGAGAGAGAAACAGAGUUAAAAUUUUAACUCCAGUGGCUCUUUGAAACAUUGGACUUGAAACGUUAAUUCUGUUUCUGUCUUAACAGAUGCUGCCAGACAUGCUGAGUUUCUCUAGCACUGUUGUUUUUUUUUCAGAUUUCCAGCAUCCACAGCUUUUUUUAAAAUUCAUUAAUGGGAUCAGGAUGUCGCUGGCUAGGCAGCAUUUAUUGCCCAUCCCUAAUUGCCUAGAGAGUCAAUUGUUAUAGGCCAGACCAUUUAAGGAUGGCAGUUUCCUUCCGUAAAGGGCACAAGUGAACCAGGUGGAUUUUUCCUGACAGUCAACAAUGGAUUCAUGGUCAUUGCUAGAUUCUUAAUUCCAGAUAUUUUUUAUUGAAUUUAAAUUCCACCAUCUGCCAUGGUGGGAUUUGAAACCGGAUCCCCAGAAUGUUAUCUGGGUUGCUGGAUUAACAGUCCAGCGAUAAUACCAUUAGGCCAUUGCUUUCCCCUGGCUUUGAAACUUUAUUAAAUGCUUUAUUUUUAAUACUUUUUCCAGACACCAGACACUUGUAUUAAGCAAUUAAUGCAACAUUAUUUCCAGUUGUGGAACAGCCCCUUCUGGAAUUCACCUGCCAUGAUUUGGAACCUGGAGGAAAUAAACUUUUCAGAAACAAAUACUUGAAAAGAAUCCAUCUAUGCUGUGAUCUUAAAUAUUUUCUAGGCUGGCAAGAACCUCUUUGAUUUUCUUAUGCAGUUUAAUACAGCAACGUAUAUGAGAUUAUGUGCAUUAAACAUCUGAUUUGUGGCUAACACUGAGAUUGGUGAUUUCAAUACAUACAUUACGCAUUUAUUUGAACUUUUUUUUUCCCCAAAGUAAUCGUUCUGUUAAAUUUUAGAAUGAAUGGUUUUUUUCCAGUUUUAAUUUUAAACUAGGUUAUAUAGUGAACAAUACGAAAGUUAAUACAGUUUGCAAAUCACAAUAUUUUGCUAGCAUAAACCACGUGCUCCAUCAGAUAAAUACUAAUAUUUCAACCGUAAACCUUUAAGCUGUCCAAUCAGUUUAACAACAGAGAAUUUUCAACAGGAUUUCCUAAUCUUCCAUCAUAACUUUGAUGUGAAUUAUUCUUCAGGACUGUUUAUGGCAGUAGAUUGUGAGAAUCCCCACAAAAAUUCCAGAACCUUACUAAGAAGGCAACUCACCACUGCCUUCUCAAGGGCAACUAGAGCUGGGCAUUAGAUGCUGACCCAGUCACUGAUGCCUGGGUCCCACAAGUGAACAAAAAACUUCUCCGGGCAUAUUCACAAAAUUGAAACAGAGACUAGUUUCGAUAAACCAACGCUUGCACCCAGUAGCUUUGAGAGAGAGAAAGAUCAUUUGAUCUGAAGAUGAUCUUGAAAAAAGACUUUUCCCUGGAUUGUCAUAAUGGGCCCACGUGAAGCAUGGAUUUCAGUGUUCACCUGUGGUCUAAUUGUCUGACAUAACCUAUUGUUCCCAGAUACAUGUCCAAUUUACUUGACCGUGUAGUACAUUCUGUUCAAUGGCCUUAAAUGUCAAAGCAGGCUGUCAUUAUCUUGGCAAAACAAUAGUUCAUCAUGGAAUGCAAUGAAGAUGUAUUUAGGAAGUCAUAAACCAAGUAUCUGGAAUGGAGCUAUUUAACACCACAUUAAGUGGAAAGUAAUGUAGCUCUUCUAACCUGAAUAAAAUGUGUAUUUUUUAUACAAAUCAUUAUGUGCACUUUUUAAUAAAGAAUAUCAGCCAAAAA